UACUGGUCCCGUUGCCGAAACCUUGCACGAGCAAGAUACGAUAAUCGAGAGUCGAGAAUCGAGAAUCGAUAUUGUACUCGGGACAAGAAAAGGUCGCCGUCAAGGGAACAACUGAUGCAAUGCAAGAGCUUCAAGCUGCUGAGAAUCGCCAAUUGUGGAUUACAAGCAGUGAAGGAACUCCUGAGAAGCGUCCAAAUUAUAAAGGAAAUUUGGAGACCAGUCAGCCACGGUGAUUGUCGCACCACGCAUAAAGUAGAAUAAAUUUGUUAGCCUGGUCUUGUCUUUGCCACAUAUCACGUAAAACUAUAAAGGAGGUACCACUAUGAACUCUGGAAAAUGAAAAUUCAAUAAUAUUAUGGUUGACGACUGACAGUUUAAAAGAGAGACUACCAUCACCUCAGAAUCUUGGGCGCGCCGCCUGUAAGCUCCGAGGGAGAGGGAAGCCCCAUAAUUUGGCCUAUUUCAGAAACAAAUGACAAUACAAAAAUAACCUACAAUAAUAAUUUGGAUAAAUGAUCGACAUUUUAAAAGAGAGACUACCUUCACCUCAGAAACCUGGGCACGGCGCCUGUAAACUCUGACGGAGAGGGUAGCCCCAUAAUUCAUUUGGCCAAUUUCAAAAAAAAAUGACACUAACAAAAUUAUCUACAGUUAUAAUUUCAAAAGAGAGACUACCAUCACCUCAGAAACUUGGGCGCACCGCCUGUAAGCUAUGAGGGAGAGGGAAGCCCCAUAAUUUGGCCUAUUUCAAAACAAGUGACAGUACAAAGAUGACCUACAAUAAUAAUUUGGAUCAUGACCGACAUUUCAAAAGAGAGACUACCUUCACCUCAGAAUCUUGGGCGCGCCGCCUGUAAGCUCUGAAGGAGAGGGUAGCCCCAUAAUUCAUUUGGCCUAUUUCAAAAACAAAUGACACUAAAUUUAUUACCUACAGUUAUAAUUUCAAAAGAGAGACUACCAUCACCUCAGAAACUUGGGCGCACCGCCUGUAAGCUAUGAGGGAGAGGGAAGCCCCAUAAUUUGGCCUAUUUCAAAACAAGUGACAGUACAAAGAUGACCUACAAUAAUAAUUUGGAUCAUGACCGACAUUUCAAAAGAGAGACUACCAUCACCUCAGAAACUUGGGCACGCCGCCUGUAAGCUCUGAGGAGAGGGUAGCCCCAUAAUUAAUUUGGCCUAUUUCAAAAACAAAUGACACUACAAAUAUAACCUACAAUAAUAAUUUGGAUAAUUGACCGACAUUUCAAAAGAGAGACUACCUUCACCUCAGAAUCUUGGGCGCGCCGCCUGUAAGCUCUGAAGGAGAGGGUAGCCCCAUAAUUCAUUUGGCAUAUUUCAAAAACAAAUGACACUAAAUUUAUUACCUACAGUUAUAAUUUCAAAAGAGAGACUACCAUCACCUCAGAAACUUGGGCGCACCGCCUGUAAGCUAUGAGGGAGAGGGUAGCCCCAUAAUUUGGCCUAUUUCAAAACAAGUGACAGUACAAAGAUGACCUACAAUAAUAAUUUGGAUCAUGACCGACAUUUCAAAAGAGAGACUACCAUCACCUCAGAAUCUUGGGCGCGCCGCCUGUAAGGUUCUGAGGGAGAGGGAAGCCCCAUAAUUUGGCCUAUUUCAAAAACAAAUGACACUACAAAAAUAACCUACAAAAAUAAUUUCUAUUAUGACCGACAUUUUAAAAGAAAGACUACCUUCACUUCUGAAUCUUGGGCGCGUCGCCUGUAAGCUCUGAGGGAGAGGGUAGCCCUAUAAUUUGGCCUAUUUCAAAAACAAAUGACACUACAAAAAUCUCCUACAAAAAUUGUUUGGAUUAAGACCGACAUUUCAAAAGAGAGACUACCUUCACCUCAGAAUCUUGGGCGCGCCGCCUGUAAGCUCUGAGGGAGAGGGUAGCUCUAUUAUUUGGCCUAUUAAGUAGAAAACAAGUAACAAUACAAAGGUAACCUGAAAUAAUAAUUUUUGGAUUAUGAUUGACAUUUCAAGGAGGCUAAAAUGACUGAUAUAGAAACCAUCCUGUAUCUGUGACGUUGAUUAUACAGAUCGCCCAAGCGAACACGAAGAUGUUGAAGUGGAAGCUAGAAUAUCUAAAGUAAUUCAGCGUCUUGGGCUCCUUCCAGCGAAUAAGAUUUUGGCGGGAUUUCCACGGUGCUUGGCGGGCUUUUUGGAGAGUGAUUUGUCACUGGAGGCACAUCGACGCUUACAUCGUCUGAAGCCAGAGAAAAAAGACUUGAAUCCUUCGCCGUUUGAUCAAAAAGGUCGUCCAUUGAUUCAGAUAAUCGGUCUUGAUGUUCCUCAAGGAGAUGUGAAGUAG
Molecule: messenger RNA, 2312 nt
Organism: Porites evermanni
Lineage: Eukaryota; Metazoa; Cnidaria; Anthozoa; Scleractinia; Poritidae
Source: the annotation of a GenBank genome assembly